AUGAUUGAGGACAAAUACAUCGGCCUGGCGUUGGCCAUGUCAUCGGCCUUGGCCAUUGGCACCAGUUUCGUCAUCACCAAAAAGGGAUUAUUACAAGCUGAAGAGCGACACGGCUUCGAAGGCGAUGGAUUUGUGUAUAUGAAAAGCCCCAUGUGGUGGGCAGGAAUUGCAACUCUUGGCAUCGGAGAGAUAUGCAACUUCGCCGCCUACGCUUUUGCCCCGGCUAUCUUGGUGACUCCUCUGGGAGCUCUCAGUGUCCUGAUCGGCGCCGUGCUGGGAUCAUAUUUCCUGGAUGAGGAGCUUGGCACGCUGGGCAAACUGGGCAGUGCCAUUUGCCUGAUCGGUGCCGUCAUCAUCGUUUUGCACGCCCCUCCUGACGAAGAAAUCGAGACGGUCGAUGAGAUUCUACAAUAUGCCAUCCAGCCAGGUUUCCUGUUGUAUGCCUUUGCUGUCGUGGCUUUUGCCGUCUUCAUGAUCUACCGAAUUGCCCCCGUGUACGGCAAGCGAAACGCCCUGAUCUACCUGUCCAUCUGCUCCACCGUCGGCUCCAUCUCUGUCAUGUCCGUCAAGGCGUUUGGCAUUGCUCUGAAGCUCACAUUUGCUGGCCACAACCAAUUCUCGCACCCUUCGACCUACGUCUUUAUGAUUCUCACGACAGUCUGCAUCCUGACGCAGAUGAACUACUUUAACAAGGCUCUCGCUUCGUUCCCGACCAACAUUGUCAACCCGCUGUACUACGUCACAUUCACCACCGCGACUCUCUGCGCCUCCUUCAUCCUCUUCAGCGGCUUCAACACGACCGACCCUGUCAAUACGCUCUCCUUGCUCUGCGGUUUCCUCGUCACCUUCACUGGAGUGUACUUGCUGAACCUUUCUCGCGGAGAUCCUCACGGACAGAGACUGGUUGCGGGCCGAGGCGACUUUGAUGCUGCUGGCACGGAUAUGAUCUCUGGCUUUCAAACUCGCCGCAGCAUGCAAUCCCGAAGGAGCGAAAACAACUCGAGGCACAGCCUGAGCAGCUUUCACGGCGAUCGACAGGGUCUGAUCCGGGCCUACGAUGAGGAAGAGGCCGCGGGUUUCGGCCUCACCGACCUCGCCGACAGCGAAGACGACGACCGCCAUCUCAACGGUGCGAACGGCUCCAAUGGCAGGGCAAACGGCUCGGCAGAUGGCAAGAAGCAGUAUACCAGCAGUGACAUUGAGCUCGAGUCACGAAAGGAUGCCGACAGGUAG
Molecule: messenger RNA, 1233 nt
Organism: Trichoderma atroviride IMI 206040
Lineage: Eukaryota; Fungi; Ascomycota; Sordariomycetes; Hypocreales; Hypocreaceae
Biological process (GO): magnesium ion transport
Cellular component (GO): membrane
Molecular function (GO): magnesium ion transmembrane transporter activity
Source: RefSeq, a predicted model, not a curated record